UUGCUGUCUACCGUGAUCCAUGGACAAUGCCCCUCGCCCUCCUCAUUCCUCAGUCAGCUGCCUGCCUUCCUGUCUCCUGUGUUGUCUCUCUUCUUCCAGAAAGACAGCAAGCUGUCAACUAUCCCCAUGCGCGAGUUACUCGACGGCACUCCAGCUGCUGACGCGACGCCAUCCCCAUGCUGCGCUGGCGUCAUGUCAUCGGGCACGGUGACGGACCUGCCUGGGAGACUCUGCGACUCCUCUUCAUCCGUCUCGCUAUCCACAACCUCUGACUCCUCAUCCUCGUCUUCAUCAUACUCGUCCUCGUCCUGCUCAUCUUCGCCUCCGUCUGCUGGCUGCAUCUCGUUGUACACCGUCUUGCCCUCCUGCACAGCAUGUGUCUCCACCCAGUGGAAGUCCUCCCACACUAUCGUCUCCUUUGACGGAUCGCUCGGGUCGAGUAUAACCGCACCGGAUAUCCUGCCUUGUUCGCGGGGUAGGGUUGGUGUGCCUGAGAAUGCAGGCAUCUGUCGGAAGACCAUGCCGCUGUCCUUGGGGACGUUGUCGGGUGGAGGCUGCUGGUGAUGAUCAACAAUGUGGCUCUUGGGGGUGUGGAAGGGCUGCUCGUCUGAUGUGGACGAGAAGGCUGGCCCGCCAGAAGAGAAUGGGUUUGGGUCCGUUGCGAACUUGAGGAGAGAUGGGCUGCAGACAAAGAGACACAGAUGGAUUGACAUGCAUGUGUGUGGGAUGGACCUUGCUGGUGUCUCUGUGCAUAUCCAUACCGAUCAUUCUCUCUGCUUGCAGAGGCAGCGAGCUUCUGGGCCUCUCUCAGCAAAGCCGGGAAUCCGUCAUUGCUCACGGGUGGCCUGAGACGAGCUGGCUCGUCAUUUGACCGGCUCCGUCUCAGCAGCGACAACGUCUCCUUGUGUAACCGGGGCACAUUCGUCUCGUCAGCUGCCGGCUUGCCCUCCCUCUGCGUCGACAAUUUGGCCCUCGACGGCCUCGACUUCCCGCGGCCUUCCUUGGUCGUCGCACCGCCCACAUGCGACUUGCGAUGCCUCCCAGCUGCUGCAGCGCUGGAGCUAUCGAAGAUCGCCGGUGUGGAAACCGUGUCGAGAUGAAUGGUCUUCGACUGGGCGAUGAUUCGCCCGCUGCCCGCGACGCUGACGGUCGGGUAUCGGCUCUUCUUGCCGCUUUUGGGAGCAGGGAUGUCGGCCAUGAAGUGGCGGCCGCGCUUGAUGUUGCGGGUCAGCUGGAUGGCGUGCAGCAGCGGCACCUCGAGGGACUCAUCUUCCGGCCGUCCAUCCACGUCGUUGGUCUGGUCGGUGAGGGUCGAGCGGAUGUCCGUGUCGGAGGGGAGGGCGUAGGUGAAGUGGCGAACGAAGUUGAAGCAGCCGUCGCACACAGGAUACCAGAUGGAGACAUUGGGGGAACCUGCAAAGGCGGCAAAGGGACUACAAUGUGUCUCUGUAGACAGCAUGGAGGGAGGUGGUUGACAAUGCGUACUGGAUGAGGUGGCUUGGCUGAUGGCCGGUGGGGGUGCGGGUGAGUUGCCGCGGUGCAAAGGCGCCCGUUUGCCACAGCACGAAACGCACAGGAUCAGCCCACACCUCCCACAACACCUGAUAAACACACACACAUGCACAUCUGCACUGUAGGAGUGGUGUCUCCGACGCCCCAAUCUCGCACACACCUCCUCCUUGGGUUUGGUUGUGUGAAGGGAAAUGCGCAGAUCUGGCAUCUCUUCUGCCGCAGCACUCGAGCUGGAUCGGGGAGGGGCGAGGCUGCCAGAGGCGUGACGGCCCACCACUGCAGCUGCUGUCUCUCAGGGUCGUGCGGGUCAUAUGACAAACACCUGUCCACGCAAACGGAAGGACGCACUCGUGAGUCGAUGGGUGAUUGCCAGAGACGUGGGCAUGCUGCUCACCGGUACGUGUCGAGAUACCGUUCGACGAUCUCCAGCUGCAGGUGGUAGAUGCCCCGCGACGCCAGGGAGCCACGAAUCCCCCUACUCUUCCAACCUCUGCCGCCAUACUGGGCCAACAGUCGGGCCACAUCAAUACUCUAAAUUGAGAGACACACCGCAUCAUAUCCAGACGUCACAAAUAAUGUGCCUGUACAUUUGCUCACCUUGACCAUCGCUGCUGGUGGCCUGGCGUAGCCGUCAACCUGCGCACAUGCGGACCAACCAGCCAGUCAGUAAGCCACAUUGCAUUGUCACAAAGGCGUUCGUACCGAACGUGGGAAAGAGAGUGAGGGCUCUCCCGCUUUUACCUUGUUGGGCUGCGCGCCAAACCUCAGCAUGAGUUCGACCAUCUCCUUGUCAUCUGACUCCACUGCAAAGUGAACCACCGUGCGAUAUGUACCGUCGCGAGCAGGCACAUUCGGGUCCUUCUCCAUACCAGACAACACACACAGACACGCAGACAGGGAUGGAGAUUGCCGUCAUACAGUAUUCAGCGCAGCGCCGGCCACUCACCGCUCCGCAUCUGAGCAGCCGCUCUGCUGCCGUGAUGUCCCCUGCCUUGACACAUGCUUGCAGUGCCGUCAGGGAUUGGUAGGGCACCACCCGGGAGACCUUGCGAGAACACGGGAACAUGACGCCGCCCUCCACCCGCCCUGUCCCGCUGCCGUAGGACGACCCACUGGCGAAGAGAGGCUCAACUGGCCGCGUGUUGGUCGUGUUGAAGUUGAUGCGGAGAAGCUGAUGAAACAGAGACACAGACAGAUGCAAACACAGAAAGAUCCAUGCAUACUUUGACACCUUUUCUUACCUUGAGUUGUUUGAGUGUGGACAUGGCGACUUUCUCGUCCUCUUGAAGGGCUGCCAGGUGGAGGACAGAGCGGCCGGUGGCGUCUCGCAACAAAGGGCUGGCCCCCCUUCUGAGCAGGAGGCGACACAGGUCGGGACGCCCAAGCCUCGCUGCGGUGAGGAUGGGUGUCUCAUAGAGGAAAUUCACCGUAUCGAGCUGUAAGGAAAUCACGCACAAACAAGAGUGCCUGCCUGCUGUUUGGCAGACGACGGGCAAGUAUGCACAAAUGUACCUGCAGGUUAGGAACCUUCACGAGAAGUUGCAGCGUCCUGAGGCUGCCACUGAGUGCACUCAUGUGUAGAGGUGUAUUGCCCCACUCGUCGCACUCCUCAACGUCAUGAUGCGUCAUGAUGAGCUCCUUCAACACUGCCACAUCGUCAAUCAUGCACCUGGAAGAAUUAAAGGGAGAUGACUCACAGUCCAUCCUUGUCCCCGGCACCCCACAGCCAAAACUUACGCAUAAUGUACAGUGCCCUUCACCUGCAUUCACGAAGACGCACGCUCCAGAUGUGCCUUUCAGAUAUGUCUCUUUGUGGUGUGGUGUACGCACUUGUUGGUGUGCGAUGAGCGGCGUCAGCUCCGAUGGGCUCAUAAUGGGCCGCCCGGUCAGCCACUCGCAUAUCGCCCUUCUCAGGAACAUGACCCACGCUGAUCUGUCGGGAUGGCUGGCAAAGCACACCACAGCGCUGCCCUGCCGACUCGACAGCUCCAGACCGGAAAACGUCCCAGCCACCUGAUUCAUACACGGACACAUCCAUCCAUCCGUUUAUCCAAUAUUGUCUGUGCAUCCCGUGCUCACGGCUUCAUGAAGGCAGAUGAAGGUGCUUUCGUUGAAUGGGAAGGCCUGCUCCAGCUUGUACAGGCCAAAUUCGUUCAGCGCAUUCGUCAACAGAAGACAGUCACUGCACACAAACAGCCCGCCGCGAUGGAACUCACGCCGAAACAUGCCUUUCGACGGCCGCAGGACAGUGCCAUGCAGAAGACACUCCCUGCCGUCCACCGGGGUAAGGAUGGCCUCACUGCUGGCCUCUUGAAUGCGCCCCAGCACACCCGCUGAGGCCCCCGCCCCUCUUUUUUGCGAUAGCUCGUCAAAGUAUUGCUGCGCGAGAGCAGGGGAGGAGAACUGAGCCGUCUUUGUCCAGGAGAAUCGUGCUGAGUCGAGGAGGGCCUUGAGGGAGGACUGACGACGGCGGGAGCUGCUCAUGAUGGAGAGGACAGGCAAGACGGGGGCGGUGGGGGGAGAGACGGAGUUUGCAUGCAUGCGACCAGGAUGUCUUCCCGGCCAAGAACGGCGGAUUCAUCUCUCCCGAUGGUGCGGUAAGAGAGAGGUCCGGCUGGCUUCGAUCACCAGUGUGUGCCCGUCUGCAUGAUGUAGACAUCAUGUCAUGAUCAUGAUGUCAGCUGACAUUUGUAUGUAUCGACACAGACAUGAAUAUGUAGCGUCUUCACAGAAAACAGGGCCCAGCACACACGCACAGUCACCCACCCACGAGAGAGAAUAACUGACCGAUCGCGUCCGAUCCGUCCACUCGCUUGUCCACACAUCACUCGUCCCCAUGACAUGAUGAGAACACCCCAGCAGUACGCCAUGACUGCCUCCCGCCCCUCAAAAACAGGCUACCAGCCGGCACCAAUGCAACAGACAAACUAUGACACAGCCGACCAUCCACCCGCACUGAGGGCUCGUUGCGCCGGCCAGCUCGUCGGCGAAGCGCUCUUUGGCCUGUGCGUCCGCCCGCCUCUUCCCCUCGGGAAUCGCGUGCUGAAUGGCGGUGACGAGCACGUUGGUGCCCUGGAUGGACGUCUCGUACGCCUCAGCGACCCGCUCGGUCGGAUCGCGCACCCCUGUGCCGCCAUACCGCGCCGGCAGCAGCAUGAUCGUGGCCUCGGUCUCGUCGAUGGACUUGCCGCAGAGGCCGGGCAGGUACGUCGUGGUGAGUAGGUGGCGAAGGGGCUGGAAGGUCUCCUUCUCCUCGCGGAUUACGCGCAUGACGAAGCCCCACUCGGCCUGGGCGACUUUGUCAUGACGGCGUGGGCCUGCUGCGGGCGCUUGGUCGCGGCACGUGCGACUUCCGUCAUGCACUCCUCCCACCGCUCCACCUUGUGCCGAUGUAGCCGCCCAGCUACCGGCUGCCUGUCGAACACCUCCACCCCCUCAAACACCUCCCGCGCCCUCUCCUCCAGCCACUCCCGCACCACCAAGAUGCCCCACAAGCGGCGGCAGACGAUCACCACCGCCCUAGGCAUAUCCAACACAACAGACUACCAGUCAUCGUCGCUGCUGGGGCUGGG
Molecule: messenger RNA, 5084 nt
Organism: Vitrella brassicaformis
Lineage: Eukaryota; Vitrellaceae
Source: the annotation of a GenBank genome assembly